Pseudonaja textilis is the source of this 11797-nucleotide messenger RNA. The record is from RefSeq and is a predicted model, not a curated record. NCBI's taxonomy places the organism in Eukaryota, Metazoa, Chordata, Lepidosauria, Squamata, Elapidae.
GGCAGGAGCGCGCCGAGUGACGUGUCCUCUCUCCCCCCCCCCCCCACCAGAUCCCGGAGCUUAGCAUGAUUCAUCAACAGCUGCCGCUAAGAUGCUGCGCGCAACCCCGAUGUAGCGCUUGAGCGCCCACCCUCUCGCCGCACCCCCGGCCCGGAGACUUUCCCUUUCCCUUUGGGCGCCUCGGAAAAAAGGCGGGCAAGAUGGAAGAAAUCCUGAAGAAGCUGCAGAAGGAAGCGUCGGGGAGCAAAUACAAGGCGAUCAAGGAGAGUUGCACCUGGGCCAGCGAAACAUUAGAAUCUCUGGAUGGUACUACAAAGAUCCCUCCUUAUCAGUUAAGGGAGAAGUGUCUCCUUCCGCUGCAACUUGCUUUGGAGAGUAAGAAUAUGAAACUGGCACAGCAAGCUCUAGCAGGGAUGCAGAAGCUACUGUCUGAUGAACGAUUUGUAUCCAUGGAAACUGACUCUGAUGACAAGCAGUUGCUUAAUCAAAUGCUGAACGCAGUCAGAGUGACUCCAUCUCUCAAUGAGGACCUUCAGGUAGAAGUGAUGAAGGUGUUGCUCUGCAUAACAUACACUCCAACGUUUGAGUUGAAUGGAAGUUCUGUUCUUAAGAUUGCUGAAGUUUGUAUUGAAACUUACAUUUCCAGUUAUCACCAACGGAGUAUUAAUACAGCUGUACGGGCAACCCUCAGCCAGAUGUUGAGUGAUUUGAUUUUACAAUUACGACAAAAACAAGAAAAUACAAUGACCGAAAGCCAAGGAGUUCUUCAGGGUUUCAAGAAUUCAGAUUCGACCGCUGAGUCAUUCUGUGAUGAUGUUGUCUCUGUCUUCAUGGUCCUUUGUGAAAAACUUCAGACAGCCAUCAGUGAGAAUCGGCAGUUGCAGCUUCUCUACCUGGAAUGCAUUCUGUCCAUGCUGAAUAGCUUCUCUUCUACUAUGCACCACCAUAAAGGAUUCACUGACCUCAUCUGGAAGCAGCUAUGUCCAGCCCUGAUAGUAAUCUUGGGCAAUCCCGUUCAUGACAAAACAAUCACAUCUGCUCAUAGCAGCACUGGCCAUGAAGCUGAUUCUCCUUCUUCCGGAGUGUCUGACCACGGCCGAGGAUCAGGCUGCUCUACAACUGCCCCUGCCCUUAGUAGUCCUGUUGCACGGACUAUCUACUACAUCGCAGCGGAGCUUGUUCGGUUGGUGGGCUCAGUGGAGUCCAUGAAGCCUGUUCUGCAAUCUCUCUACCAUCGGAUGCUUCUGUAUCCUCCACCACAGCACAGAGUAGAAGCUAUCAAGAUCAUGAAAGAGAUACUUGGAAGUCCUCGGCGGCUUUGUGAUUUAGCAGGUCCCUGUUCCACAGAACCAGAAUCAAGAAAGAGAUCCAUUUCAAAAAGAAAAUCCCACCUGGACCUUCUUAAACUAAUCUUGGAUGGGAUGACUGAAGCCUGCAUAAAAGGUGGCAUUGAAGCCUGCUAUGCCUCAGUAUCCUGUGCCUGUGCCCUGCUUGGAACUCUGGAUGAGUUAAGUCAAGGAAAGGGCCUGGAUCAAGAGCAAGUGCAUCUGCUUCUCCGACGGCUGGACGAGUUAAAAGAGGGGGCUGAGACCAGUAGAGAUUCCAUGGAGAUCAACGAUGCUGAUUUUAGGUGGCAAAGACGUAUCCUGUCAUCAGAACAUGCCCCUUGGGAGCCAGGCCAUGAAAAGAGUCCUGACAUCAGUAUUAGUGUUACCACAGAUACUGGUCAGACAACCCUAGAAGGAGAUAUGGGACAGACGACACCAGAUUCUGACAUCCGUAAAAAUUCUUUGCAAUCCCCAGCUGGACAAGCAGGCAAAGAAAUUCAUUAUAAAGAGCCAGAAUCAGAAACAAUUGACCAACCGGAUGUAGUUCAACGGAGCCAUAAUGUUGUCUAUCCAGAUAUAACCAAUUUCCUUUCUGUUGAUUGCAAGGCCCGUUCCUGUGGAUCUAGAUACAGCGAGAGUAAUUUCAGUGUUGAAGACCAGGAUUUUUCCAGAACUGAAUUUGAUUCAUGUGACCAAUAUUCUAUGGCAGCAGAAAAAGACUCUGGAAGGUCAGAUGUGUCGGAUAUAGGUUCAGAUAAUUGUUCUUUAGCUGAUGAAGAACAGACGCCACGAGAUUGUCCAGGUCACAAGUCUUUACGAACUGCUGCCCUUUCCUUGAAGCUACUUAAGAACCAGGAAGCAGAUCAGCAAAGUGCCAGAUUGUUUAUCGAGGCUCUUGAAACACUCCUUCCUCGUCUUAUCACUCUUGCUACAGUAGAAGAGGUGGAUUUGGCUCUCCAGAACUUUUCUUCAACUUUUUGUUCAGGCAUGAUGCAUUCUUCAGGAAUUGAAGGGAGUGUCAGCCUUAACUUCCAGAACCUGAUGAAUGCAGAUAGCCUCUAUGCAGUCUCUCACUACAUAUUCCUGCUCAACCUGAAGCUGUCAAACGCAGAAUACUAUCAGAAGAAACCAGCCCAGUCUGCUGUAUUACUGAAAGAAUUCAUGAAACAGGUCCAAUCCAGUGGAGUAUUGAUGGUGUUUUCUCAGGCCUGGGUUGAAGAACUUUACCAUCAAGUAUUGGAGAGAAAUCUUCUCGGGGAAGCUGGUUAUUGGGGAAAUCCUGAAGAGCAUAGCCUUCCACUCAUCACUAUGCUGACGGACAUUGAUGGCUUCGGAAGCAGUGCAAUAGGCGGGCAGCUGAUGGCUUCGGCUUCCAAACAAUCUCCUCUAUCCCAGACCUGGAAACCAGAUGAUACAUUGAUGGCAGGAGUUGCUUUCGCCCGAUACCUUCUAAUUGGUUGCUGGAAGAAUUUGAUCGAUACCUUAUCAACCCCUCUGACUGGCCGCAUGGCAGGGAGCUCCAAAGGAUUAGCGUUCAUUCUUGGGGCUGAAGGCAUCAAGGAGCAGAACCAAAAGGAGAAGGAUGCCAUCUGCAUGAGUCUAGAUGGGCUAAGGAAGGCAGCUCGGCUCAGUUGUGCUUUAGGUGUUGCUGCUAAUUGUGCAUCAGCCCUUGCUCAGAUGGCAGCUGCCUCGUGUGUUCAAGAGGAGAAAGAGGAAAGAGAUGCCCAAGAGCCCAGUGAUGCCAUUGCUCAAGUAAAACAGAAAGUGGAGCAAAAACUGGAACAGAUGGGGAAGACGCAAGGUGUCUGCCUCCACACCGCUCAUGUUUUAUGCAUGGAUGCUGUUCUUGCUGUGGGAUUGGAGAUGGGAAGCCACAACCCAGACUGUUGGCCUCACGUGUUUAGAGUAUGUGAAUACAUCAGCACUCUGGAACAUGCCCAUUUCAGUGAUGGCACUUCUCAGCCACCUGUAACUAUCACCCAAGCCCAACAGGGGGCAGUGGCACUUCAAGGUGAAGUACAGGCUACAGACAUUCCCCAGGAACUGAUUCUGGAGCAAGAGGCAGCCCUGAGGAACAGUCCUGUCAUCCAACCAGUAUCUAUUCAGGAUCUCAUCAAAGAAAGCAGUAAGGGAAGAGCUUUUGAUUUUCGGGGAGGCAGCCUGAUGACUGGGAGCAAUGCUGCCAAGGCUAUCCUCACCCUCUCUAAUCAAGCCGACAGGCUUUUUGAAGAUGCUGUGGACAAACUGAAUCUGAUGGCUUUGGGAGGUUUCCUGUACCAGCUAAAAAAGGCCUCCCAAUCCCAGCUCUUCCAGUCAGUUACAGACACAGUCGAUUAUUCUUUGGCCAUGCCAGGAGAAAUAAAAUCCACUCAAGAAAGAAGAAGUGCACUUCACUUGUUCCGUCUAGGAGGAGCCAUGCUCCGAAUUGUGAGGAGUAGAAAACGGCCUUUGCUCCAUCUUAUGCGUUGUUGGCACCUAGUGGCUCCUCACUUAGUGGAAGCUGCCUGCCAUAAAGAAACACAUGUUUCUCGGAAGGCUGUUUCUUUUAUCCAUGACAUCCUUACAGAGGUUCUGACAGUUUGGAAUGAACCACCUCAUUUUCACUUCAAUGAGGCACUUUUUCGUCCCUUUGAGCGCAUCAUGCAGCUUGAACUUUGUGAUGAGGACAUUCAGGAUCAGGUGGUCACAUCUAUAGGAGAGCUGGUGGAGGUGUGCUCAACUCGAAUUCAAUCAGGCUGGAGACCAUUGUUCAGUGCUUUAGAAACUGUGCGCAGCAGCAGCAGCAAAUCAGAAGUUAAAGAGUAUCUUGUUGGAGAGUAUUUGAUGGGAAAAUGCCAGGCUCCAGUAUUUGAUGUCUUUGAAGCUUUUCUAAAUACUGACAACAUCCAAGUCUUUGCAAAUGCAGCCACCAGUUACAUCAUAUGUCUUAUGAAGUUUGUCAAAGGAUUGGGUAAAACUCUUUUUUUUAGGGGAAAAAUGGGCAAAUUUUAUGUCAUACUACUUGCCAAAAUCUACAAAAUGCCCUUGAAGCCUAUUUUUCUCAGUGGGAAAUUUGCUAAUGUACCCCAAAGGGUCCAGGAACAAUCCACGAGCAGCGAGGAUGGCACUGAAUGUGUCCUUUCUGAGUUUGAUGACGACACAGGCCUUAUUAAUGUCUGGAUCCUUCUGCUAGAAGAGCUAACCACUGCCAUAUCUAAUUGUCCUCGGCAACACCAGCCUCCUACUCUGGAUCUGCUCUUCGAACUGCUAAGAGACAUUACCAAAACACCAGGCCCAGGAUUUGGUAUUUAUGCAGUUGUACACCUCCUGCUCCCUACAAUGUCUCUUUGGCUUCAUCGCAGCCACGGUGAUCAUUCUUACUGGGAUGGGGCAUCCUCUAAUUUCAAGCAUGCCAUUGGCCUUUCCUGCGAAUUAGUGGUGGAACACAUUCAAAGUUUCAUACAUUCAGAUGUUGGCUAUGAAAAUAUGAUCAACACAAUGCUCAAAGAUCUUUUCAAGUUACUUGUAGCUUGUGUAGCGGAAACCACCGAGACCAUCUCUAGAGUCGGCUGUUCUUGUAUCAGAUAUGUACUAGUGACAGCUGGUCCUGUUUUUACUGAAGAAAUGUGGCGUCUGGCAUGUUGUGCCUUAGAGGAUGCUUUUUCAACUACUCUUGAACCAGUGAAGAAUCUGUUGGGCUAUUUCCACAGUGGCUCUGAAAAUCUGAGCAGUGAUGCCUGUGAGAUGAAAAUGGCAGCUCCUUCAAUCUCCCCAAGUGCCGAAGCUGAAUACUGGAGAAUAAGGGCGAUGGCCCAACAAGUGUUCAUGUUGGACACCCAGUGCUCCCCAAAGACACCAAAUAACAAGGAAGGAUUUGAGCAUGCUCAGUCUUGUCUGCUUAUUAUUGAGCUGCCUCCAGAUAAGAAGUCCAAUGGCCACUCACAGAAAAGUAUCCCUUUCAGAACAAUUGUAGUGAGCCUGCUUUCCCACCAAGUGCUUCUGCAGAAUUUAUACGAUAUUUUGUUGGAAGAAUUUGUGAAAGGGCCCUCACACAGUGAAGAGAAGGUAGUACACCAAAUGUCAGAAACCAAACUCACUGGUUUCCUCAGGUACAUUUCUAUGCAGAACUUGGCUGUCAUCUUUGAUUUACUCUUGGACUCCUACCGAACAGCCAGAGAGUUUGAUACAAGGACUGGGCUGAAGUGCUUGCUCAAAAAGGUAUCUGGCAUUGGUGGGGCCGCCAACUUGUACCGCCAGUCUGCUAUGAGCUUCAAUAUCUACUUCCAUGCCUUGAUCUGUGCUAUUGUGACCAAUCAGGAAAAUAUCACUGCGGAACAGGUGAAGAAAAUCCUUUUUGAAGAGGAUGAAAGGAGCACAGAUUCGUCCCAGCAAUGCUCUUCGGAAGACGAAGACAUUUUUGAAGAGACUGCUCAAGUCAGCCCACCGAGGGGGAAAGAGAAGAGGCAAUGGAGGGCCAGGUUGCCUUCUUUGAGUGUUCAGCCGGUGAGCAAUGCAGACUGGGCUUGGCUAAUCAAAAGGCUUCACAAACUCUGCAUGGAGUUAUGUAAUAACUACAUUCAGAUGCAUUUGGAUUUGGAAAAUAGUGCCGAUGAGCUCCCUGUCUUCAGAGGAGACCCUGUCUUAAUCCUUCCAGCCUUUCAAUCAGAAAUAUCCACACCAUCUACUGGAGCCCCUUCCGGGAAAAACACCCCUUCAGAAGAUGAUAGAAGCCAGAUUAGGGACUCCCUCACCGAAAACUUCAGUCCUAAGGGAAGUACAGAUAUUUUGCUUCUUCCACCUUUGAGCCCCAAAAUGGAGAAGAAAGACCAAGGCAGGAAGAAAGAAUGGUGGGAGAGUGCUAGCAACAAAAUUUACACCAUAGCAACAGAUAAAACCAUAUCAAAACUAAUGACGGAAUAUAAAAAAAGAAAGCAACAGCAGCAUAACUUGGCUAAUUUCUCCAAGGAAAUGAAUGCUGACAAGAAAGGGGAUCCGCUCGGCACAAGAGGGCCAGAGUCACCUCUCCCACAACGGCCACAGAAUCUGAUUGAUCAAGGCCAGAUGAGGCACUCCUUUAGUGCAGGACCAGAGAUUCUGAGGCAAGAAAAGAGGCCGCGCUCUGGGUCGACUGCCAGCUCAUUCAGUAUAUCAAUCCGGGAUGGGGAGGCACAAAUACAGGCAUGGACCAACAUGGUUCUGACAGUUCUUAAUCAGAUUCAAUCCCUACCAGACCAGAUCUUCAUUGCUCUACAACCAGUGGUAUUUCCCUGCAUCAGUCAAUUGACUUGCCAUGUGACUGAUAUCCGGGUUCGUCAGGCUCUGAGAGAAUGGCUAGGAAGAGUGGGCAGGGUUUAUGACAUCAUUGUAUAGAAGACUUUAGUUGCCUUAUCAAAGAGAGACUGAAAUCUAAGAUACUUUGAGGAACAGAAGUAAAGUGCAUUUGCUGAAAAUUUGUCUAUUAAAAAAAAUGGUAGAAGGAUGUACAUCUGCCCAUUUGCUAGUCAGUAAUAACUAGCAAUCUGUAUCCCAUGCUGCUAAAUCUUAAGAGCACAGUGUAGUCCUACUCAUGACACCAGAGAAUGUAAUAUAGCAGAGUAUGACAGAAAGAGUCUUUGUAUUAAAUUUGAAAUAGGUAUUCAGACAGGCUGAUAUUCUGACACGCUGACAGGCUCGGAGUGUUUGAUACUGCAUAUUUUUUAAAGAACAGGAAGGUAGCAAAGAAGAUUGUGGAGCAAGGAAAACACCAUGGAAUGGACACAGCUAUGUAAUAGGCUUUGUCCAGAUUGACCAUUGAGAAUGUAACGAUGGCUGAGAAGUCUGUAGUACAGAUUUCUGUUAUGUCUCAAAUGAGGCAUCUGAUCCUUAAGCCAUCUAAAUUUAAAACAAUAGCUGUACCAAUAAAAAGGAGAGCCCAUUUAUUCUAACCUUUAUAAAACACUGACAAUGAAAACUAGGCCUCCAGACUUAGGAAGUGACAAUAUUUCAAUGUGAUUGUCACAGGUUUUCAGAUAGAAGUACUUACCAUCUUGGAAGUACUGCAAGCACCAUGCAUUAUUUCAUAGUGCUAUAAGGUGUCUGUCUAAAAAUUGGUAUAAUUGUCCAACGCUCAUUUGAGAAAUGAGUUUAAGUGAUUUUUCUCGUUUUGAUGCAAACCCAAGACCAAAAAUAUAUUUUCUCUGUUAUGUAAAUUGCAAACACUCCUUAGGUUUUCUGGUUCUAUAUCUUGGCUCAUUCCCUUCACUGGGUGUUAAGAAAUGCUGUGAAAUGUGUCCCAGGUUUUCUGUUUUCAGGCUUUCCAUUUUAUAUUGCCUGGCUUCUCUGUCAGGACAAAAGAAGCUAAAAAUUAGGCACAUGACUAGAAUAUGUAGAGUUAUCAAAUUUUUGCCCUUAUAACAAAUCUGUACAAUAGAUCAUUCUCAGAGAUAUUUAGUGACCUUUGUAGUUUUAUGGCCAAGCAGAAAUAUCAUUCACUCAUCAUUCUUUUCUUAAGUCAAACUGGGUGACAUCCAUAGCUGAAAAUAAAGAAGUGUAAGAAAUGUUACAUUAAUUAUGGGACAGAUUGAGCCACCACAUCUAUUUAUUUACUACCUUUAUAUAAUGCUUUCUCUCUAUGUUUUCUUGCAGAGAAUAGAGCAUAACUUUAAACAUUAGUGUAUAAUUUAAUAUUCUAGUCACAACUGAGAAAAGGAUACACAAGAAAGGGAAAACACACACGUUUAUAUAAUGUGAUCAUUAUAUAGAAGGCAGUUCUUGUAGAAGAAAAAAAGAAAAAUCAGUAUCUAAUUUGUGGGAACCUGAAGUUAUGGAGGUAGCUAGCUGGUAUAGCUGUGAAUGGAAAGGAAGAGCCACCAGUUAGAUGUUAAUCCCAGCAAGGGAACUUGGGAAAGGCAGCUGUCACCUCAUCUUGCCUUCAUAAUAGCAUUUGCACCCUGACAACUUCUCACACUGAAAUUGGCCACAAUUGUCUUAAGUCAGGAUCUCCAAAUGUAUAGAAGUCUCAAAAAACAUGGCCAUGUUUUCUGUCCCUAUAUUUGACCAAUAGCAGAAUGACUAGAACUCCCCAGCCACCCACCCAAUUUCUCUGUAAUGAUCAUACAGAAAUACAAACUCCAAAAUCCCCACGAGAAGUUGCUCUGAUGGGAAGCUAUAGUAUAUGAGGUAAGGUUAGUUGGAAAAAUGCAAAUGAAGCACUAAUAUCCCCUGAUGGUUUUCUUAGCCAAUUCAACAUCAACCCUUUCGUACACUUCGACACAAGUAUGGAUUGUACAUAUGAAAUCACUUCUUAUUGCAGAAAAUUUUUCCACCAGCUAUUUUUCCUUAAAGCUGUGACCAAUGCUUAAGUAUCUUAUUCUGGUUGGAAUGCAAGAGUGAAGGAAGAUGAGUUGUAAAUAUUGGAAAGUUGUAGAUCAAGAUACAGUGGGUGGGCACAUGAGUUCAGGGGCAGAUGGCAUGGAAGGCAUGAGAUUUUAUCACUGAGAAAACCAAUGACCCACAAGGUCUGCAGAGAUAGUGAUUAAGUUUCUUGAGAUCCAAAAGCAAGUGGCAUGAGAUCAGUCAGGUCUGGAGCUGAUGCCAGAGGAAUUCAGGACACUAGUGUGAAAGUGCCUACUAGGCAGCUGGUGAAUAAUGAAUCCCAGCUAUGCCAAUAAAGAAGACCUCACCUUUGAACUACUGCUAAAACUGAACAAUUGGCGGUCAUGUUUCACUGCUCCAAAAAUGGUACAUAGUAUGUGAGCCCACACACUUUCCUCAUGUCUUACAUCAGGGGUGUCAAGUUUGUUUUCAUUCACGGCCACAUCUGGGUUGUGUUUGACUUCGGGGUGGCUGGGGUGGGCGUGGCCAGCUUGAUGUCACUCAUGUCAGGGGCACCUGUGGUGGCCCAAGCAUUCUGCCAGUGAAAAGGGGUUUCCGAGCUCCAUUUCCAGCCGCGGUGGCCUCCUGCAACCCUUUGCUAGCGAAAACGGAGCUCACCUGGCCAUCCCAAGCUCCGUUUUACCUGGCAGAGGCGCCAAGAGCUGGUCCUUCAUUGUUUCCAGGGAUGCCCCGCGGGCCUUGAGUUUGUUACCCCUGUCUUACAUGAAUAUGAUUAAACACUGCAUCUGCCUUUUCUCUCUUCAUUAAGUCAUUGUUGGAAUAUGCCCAAAUGACAGCUUGUAUCAGCAAGUGUUAGAGGCACCAGCGAAGUAUUCUGUGUGCCAUGUUGAGAUAAAGUUGGGAUCAAAUUUAUGAGCAAUGCAGCUUUGCCUAUUGUGCUAGCCUUCAUUUUCAACCAUAGUCAUCGAGCUGAUUGAGUGGAAGAGCCUUAAUCAGCCUCAUAUAGGAUGCCUUGCAGCUUGCUUGAACAGUAAACAGUCCUGUUUCCUUUGCUUCCCUGCUUUCUCAUUCAGUUAAUGGAAGACUUUGAAUGUAUAAGUUGUGUCAGUUGCUGCUGAACUCUAGUGAUUGUCUAUUAUGAAUUAUGGAAUUCUUUGUCAGUGCUAUGCCCUGAGAUGAUUGUUUGAUUCUUCUAUUUGUUUGUUCUUUAAGAUUUAAAUAAUGCUGUGUUUCUAUGGUUCUUUGUGAAGAAGAAAUUGUUUUAGGGGAACAUUUACCCUUAGUUUACCUACAUUGUUUGUUAGUGAGAUCUUAUAUGCGUACUCUAGCUUGUACUUUGAAGCAUCUGUCGAACGUGGUAAUGAGCAGAGAAACGGAAUCAUCAUACUCAAGAAUUUUUCAUCUGUUCUCCUGAAUGCUGAAAAAAAUUGUUUGGAUUUCAAGUGUUGCUUUUCAGUUCUGUGCUGUUAGGUAUAGGUUACUUGUUCAUUGUGUGCGUGGAAUAACAAAGUGCUAACGUAUACAAAAAGCGACAUAACAAAGUGUAACAAACUUGUAGGGCCACUAUUACAAAGCAGGUAACAAUGGAUUAUUAUUUAUUUCAAAGAAGGGAAGUAUUACACAUUCCUGACACUACCAAGAAUGACCAUUGAUUGUAAACCAUUUCAGUUGCUGCUAUCGCCACAAGGGCAAGUGGUAGAUAGACAACAGUUCCUGCAGAAGAUCAUAAUAAUAUUUAUUUAUUUAUUUAUUCAGGGCGACUGAAAGUAUUAUGUAACUAGUUGGCUGAAAGCUCAGCCAAACUUAAAGAAAAACAUUCACUGGGAAGAAAAAGGAGAAAGUGCCUCAUUCUGAGGAUAGGUCAAUAAUCUCAAGGGAGGAAACUAGAGAAUUAUUUUGAUAUUUAAUUGAAAAUCACUGGGUGGAAGGACAAGUUUUAUUUUUCAUGGUUUCCAACUUCUGUAGACUUUUUAUGGAAACACAUGUCAUAAAACUGGGAAGUACAUUUGCCUGAGGUGCUUUUGGCCUCGCAAGCGAGCCAUGGGUGCACAUUUGUGGAUGGAGACAUUAGACUUCAUAUGUGUGCCAAUCUAUCUGCCCUUUCCAUUUUCUGAAUGACCAAGCUCUUGUGAGCCCAGAGUUCAUGUUUGCAUUUUGAUCCUGCAAGGCCCUCCUGGGUCAGGGAAUUGCACUUCUCCAGUUGUGACUGCAAAAUCAGGCAGUCAUACACUCAGUAACUUGGUCUCCACAUGUCUCUGAAUGAAGAAUGGGCAGGGGAAAGGACAUUCUUCAGGGCAGAAACUUGUCCCCUAUUUCACUAUGCAAAGCGUGGGUCGCGAUUAUGGGAUCUAAGAUGGAAUUUGCACAUUCAAGGAAUCAGAGGGCAGUCACAGAAUGUAGUUGCUCUGGAUCAAUUUUAUUUGUAUGCGUCCAUAGUGCAAAAGCAAUUUAUAGUGGACCCUGAUUUCCAUAUUCUAAAUAUUCCCAUCCUAACAGCUGCCCAUUAUUUGGAGGCAGAAGUAGGAAAAACAAACGCUGACAGCAGUGACAGAAAGUGUAGGAGUUAGAAAUUUCACACAGUGCUGUUUAUGUAUAUGCUUUGUCUUAACUAACCAGGUCCUGCAAUUAUUACUUUCCCCAGACAGAUCCUAUGCCAAACAGUGAAAUGCAACCCCCAAAAGAGCAUCUUCUCUCUUAUACCAAAGAUCCAAUUUGUAAAAAAAAUAAAAGUAAAAUCGCAGUGCUUGCCACAAUUGGCUUGUAUCACUAGCAGACACGAAAAGACAGGAAUCCAAAGUAUUUUGAAGGGGACAAAGACAUUUGGGGCUCCUUUCCAGCCAAGGUUCAAUGGGUCCUCACAGUUUGUUGUCUUUGGAUUUGUUUUAUGCUGGCCGAUGAAAACCUAUAAGGAAUAUCUGUUGACAAAAUGUCUGGAUCCUGCCAUAGCUUUCCUUGUGCUCUUAAAAAUACCUCCCCUAAGCCCUCUUCUUCUUUUGGUAUAUGUGGGGAGGGGAGAGGGAGGGACAUAUCUGAACCAUUUAUCUCGUGUGUUAUGUUUAAGAACAGUUUGUUGUAAGCCACUUUGCAAAAUGUAUUUUGUGUAUAUUUUGUUCAGAGGGAAUUCUUAAAGGAGGAUAUUUUAAAACGAAUCAUAAUUAUUUGUGUUGCUUGUGUUA